This is a messenger RNA of Arachis stenosperma, 693 nucleotides long. RefSeq lists its product as uncharacterized. Lineage: Eukaryota; Viridiplantae; Streptophyta; Magnoliopsida; Fabales; Fabaceae. The transcript has a single exon. The record is from RefSeq and is a predicted model, not a curated record. The coding region runs from base 1 to 693 and encodes 230 amino acids.
AUGACAAAGAAUAGAAGCUGGAAGAACAAUGAAACUGUGGUACUCACCGAAGAAUGCAGCGCCAUCAUCCAACACAAAUUGCCCCAGAAAUUGAAGGAUCCCAAGAGCUUCCAAAUCCCUUGUAUCAUAGGGGAAAUCACAGUAGAGAAGGCUUUAUGUGGCCUAGGAGCUAGCAUAAAUCUGAUGUCCUUAACAAUGAUGAGGAAAAUGAAGAUUGAGGAGGCUAAACCAACAAGAAUGGCUCUGCAACUAGCAGAUCGAUCAUUCAAGUUUUCUCACGGAAUAGUAGAAGACUUGUUGGUAAAGGUGGGAGACUUCAUCUUUCCAGCAGACUUUGUAGUAUUGGACAUGGAGGAAGGAGCCAAGACCUCUAUCAUCUUGGGAAGGCCAUUCUCGGCCACUGCUGGAGCCAUCAUUGAUGUCCAAAAGGGUGAACUUGUCCUUAGACUACAUGAGGAGAAAAUGAUAUUCAAUGUGUUCAAGGCCAUGAGUUACCCACAGGACUUAUUGGGAGAAUAUAUGAGGUUGGACUCGGUAGAUGCUGUGGUGCAAGAAACUCUUGAAGAAGAACUUGAGGAGUUAACAGAAGAAGAGGAAUUAGUAUCAAGGAUUGAGGCUGCAGCCGCUGAAAUGCAUGUUCAAGGCACACUAGAAGGGAAGGAUGAAAGAAAGAAGUACCCAAACUUGAGCUAA